This is a messenger RNA of Stylonychia lemnae, 2682 nucleotides long. The record is from the annotation of a GenBank genome assembly. Lineage: Eukaryota; Ciliophora; Spirotrichea; Sporadotrichida; Oxytrichidae.
AUGGAAAAAGCAAAUCCCUUCGAAAGCGUCGUAAAAGAACUAGAAGUAGACGGACAAACCUACAAAUACUUCUCUCUACUCGCUCUCAACGAUGAGAGAGUCUAAAAGCUUCCUUUCUCAAUCAGAGUUUUACUUGAAAGUGCCUUGAGAAACUGUGAUGAGUUCAACGUUAAAUCAUCUGACAUUGAGACCAUCUUGAAUUGGACUGAGAGUUCAGAGAAAGACCUUGAAAUCCCAUUCAAACCAGCUAGAGUUCUCCUCCAAGAUUUCACUGGAGUACCAGCUGUUGUUGAUUUGGCAGCUAUGAGAGACGCUAUGACCAGAUUAGGUGGAGAUCCAGAAAAAAUUAACCCCCUCUGCCCAGCAGACUUGGUUAUUGAUCACUCUGUUCAAGUAGAUGUCGCUAGAACCUCUGAUGCUAGAGAGAGAAACGAGGAACUUGAAUUCCAAAGAAACCAAGAGAGAUUUUCAUUCUUGAAGUGGGGUCAAAGUGCCUUCAAUAACUUUUUAAUCGUUCCUCCAGGCUCAGGAAUCGUGCAUUAGGUCAAUCUUGAGUAUUUGGCCAGAGUCGUAUUUAGAGGUGAGAACGGAGUUCUUUACCCAGAUUCAGUAGUCGGAACUGAUUCCCACACCACUAUGAUCAAUGGACUCGGAGUUGUCGGAUGGGGUGUUGGAGGUAUCGAGGCUGAAGCAGUUAUGCUUGGUCAAACUAUUUCCAUGGUCCUUCCUAAGGUUGUUGGUUUUAGACUAACUGGAUCUGUUCCUCCUGAAACAACUGCUACUGAUGUGGUUCUCACUAUUACUUAAAUGCUUAGAAAGAGAGGUGUUGUCGGGUAAUUCGUUGAGUUCUUCGGACCAGGUUGCUAGUCACUUACACUUGCUGACAGAGCUACAGUCGCAAACAUGUCUCCAGAGUAUGGUGCCACUAUGGGUUAUUUCCCAAUCGAUGAUUAAACCAUUGAUUAUCUUAAAUCAACCGGAAGAAAUUCACACAAUGUGUAAUUCAUUGAGCAAUAUCUUAAAUCACAAGGGCUUUACAGAGUUUAUGAUGGCUCUCAACCAGAUCCAAAUUACUCAGGUGCUGUCAUGGAGUUAGAUCUCUCAACAGUUAGACCAUGUCUAGCAGGACCAAAGAGACCUCAUGACAGAGUUGAACUUACUCACAUGAAGAAGGAUUUCAAUUCUUGUCUCCAAAACCCAGUAGGAUUUAAAGGAUACGCUAUCUCAGAAGAUAAGAGAGCAAGUACCUCAAAAUUCAACUUUGAAGGCCAAGAAUACGAGCUUUCUCAAGGUUCUGUAGUCAUUGCUGCUAUCACUUCAUGCACUAAUACUUCUAAUCCAGACGUUAUGCUAGCUGCUGGUCUCCUAGCCAAGAAUGCUGUUGCUAAGGGUCUUUCAGUCAAGCCAUACAUCAAAACUUCUCUUUCACCUGGUAGUGGAGUCGUUACUAGAUAUUUUGAACUUGCUGGAGUUACUGAUUAUCUAAAUCAACUUGGAUUCACUCUUUCCGGUUAUGGUUGUAUGACUUGCAUUGGUAACAGUGGAGAACUUCAUGAAACUGUAAGCGAAGCUAUUACCAAGGAAGAUUUAGUUGUUGCUAGUGUAUUAUCUGGUAACAGAAACUUUGAGGGCAGAGUUCACCCUCUCACCAGAGCUAACUACCUAGCCAGUCCACCACUUGUAGUUGCUUAUGCAUUAGCUGGUACAGUUAACAUUGAUUUUGAAACUGAACCAAUCGGUCAAGAUCAGGAUGGAAAUAGCGUCUUCCUUAGAGACAUCUGGCCAUCAAGAGAUGAGGUUCAAAAAGUAACCUAAUCUGUCAUUAAACCAGAAAUGUUCAAGGAGAUCUAUGAUUUAAUUGCAAAGGGAACUGACAGAUGGAAUGCACUUGAUGCUCCACAAGGUAAACUUUACCAAUGGGAUGAAAAAUCUACCUACAUCCAUGAUCCCCCCUUCUUUAAGGGUAUGACUAAGGAAGUCUAAGACAGAGAGCCAAUAUAGAAUGCAUACGUACUUGCUUACUUCGGAGAUUCAAUCACCACCGAUCACAUUUCCCCAGCAGGUAAUAUCUCAAAGACUUCACCAGCAGCUAAAUAUCUUAUUUCUAAGGGUGUUGAAGCAAAAGAUUUCAAUUCAUAUGGUGCUAGAAGAGGAAAUGACGAAAUUAUGGCUAGAGGUACUUUUGCUAAUGUAAGACUUGUAAACAAACUUGUUGAGAAACCAGGCCCUAAGACCGUCCAUAUUCCAUCAGGAGAAGUUCUUGAAAUCUUUGAUGCAAGUGCCAGGUAUAUUCAAGAUGCUCAACAAUUAGUUAUUCUUGCUGGACAAGAAUAUGGUUCAGGCUCUUCAAGAGAUUGGGCUGCUAAGGGACCAUUCCUUCAAGGAGUAAAAGCUGUUAUUGCUGAGAGCUUUGAAAGAAUCCACAGAUCUAAUCUUAUUGGUAUGGGAAUCUUACCUCUUCAAUUCAACCCCGGCUAAAAUGGUGAGUCAGUAGGACUUAAGGGAACAGAAUAAAUCUCCAUCGAAUUACCAGAGAGUUAUGAAGUUGGUCAACAGGUUACUGUAACUACUUCAACUGGCCUAAACUUCCAGACUGUACUCAGAUUAGAUACCCAACCAGAAAUUACCUACUAUAAGAAUGGUGGUAUUCUCCCAUACGUCCUUAGAAAACUUCUACAAUGA